AUGAGAAACUAUAUAAACAUCCCAGGCUGGAUCAGCAAUUACUGCACCAACCACAGGGCUGCAAACGGUAGUUUCUUGACAGCAAUCAUGCACUACUACUCCGCAUUGUGCACCCUGAGUCUUCUGACAUGCUGCCUUGCUUUUCCACUGCCCCGGGAAGCUGGAAAAAUGAAUGACCAACAAUGGGGGAAAGCACAGGAAUACCUCAAGAAUUUCUAUUCAUAUGAUCCUGAAGCACGAACAAACAAUUUAGAAGACAAAAUAAAAGAAAUGCAAAAAUUCUUUGGCCUACCACAAACAGGAAUUUUAAAUACCAACACCAUGGAAAUAAUUCAGAAACCUAGAUGUGGAGUACCUGAUGUUGGAGAAUUCAGUUUUUUUCCUGAGAGACCUAAAUGGCUUUCCAAAGUAGUGACCUACAGGGUCGUCUCUUAUACUAAAGACAUUCCUCGAUCAACAGUGGAUCAUUUAGUAGAGAAGGCUCUUGACAUGUGGAGUGAAGCUUCAACACUGACCUUCAAGAAAGUGAGGAAUGGAAAUGCAGAUAUUAUCAUUGGUUUUGCCAGAGGAGCCCAUGGGGACUACAAUCCAUUUGAUGGACCUGGAGGAAUCCUGGCUCAUGCAUUUGCACCAGGAACAGGACUAGGAGGAGAUGCUCAUUUUGAUAAUGAUGAACAAUGGAGUGAUGGCAGCAAAAUAGGAAUUAACUUUUUAUUUACUGCUACUCAUGAACUUGGCCAUUCCUUGGGGCUAGGCCAUUCUUCUAACCCUGAAGCUGUAAUGUACCCUACCUAUAGCUACAAAAACUCAGAGGACUUCAGUCUGUCACAGGAUGAUAUCAGAGGGAUUCAGAAACUUUAUGGAAAGAGAGGAUAAUUUCAGAACGAUUACCAACUUAAUAGAAAAAUACACAUUCAACAGACUCUACUACAUUCUUGCUCUAUCAAAAUGUUAUUUUAUCAUGAAAUCUUAUAACAAUUGAAAUGCUUUUAAAUGAAUGACUUUAUACAGAAAUCAAGGAAUAAGACAUGAAAGCACAAGGUUUUAUUUCAUUAAUUCAUUGAUUUUAUUCAGCAAACAUUCAUUAAGGGCCUACUAGGAACACAGUUCACUAAGAACUUGAGCCACAGCCUGCCCACCUCAUCAGGGAUGACUGGACUCAUGAUUUUUAUUCACGUUCACAUUAUCCUGUGAUUGGUACCAACAUCAGAGCUUCAGAUUCUCAGAUCCUUGUCAUAUUCAAAAUAGAAGCAACACGACUACAACUGAGUUGGCUUGAGCCCAGAACAAGGGCAGGUUUGUCUUAGAACAGAAUCCUACAGCUGAGGCCCUGGCCAGAUAAGUGACUUGCUCUAAAUCACACAGCAGUCUGGUUACAGAACUAGAAAUAGACCUUAGGUGUCCCAAAUCCUAGCCUCAAUGUUGUUUCUACCACACUACUCCCCCACCUCACUUUCCUGAAAGCACAGGGGCACCCAAUUCUCUGCCACAUAUGCAUCUGCCAAAUGGUGAUAUUGAACUCUGCCUGGGCAGGAAUUCCAAAUUUUUCUUCUGUUCCCAGAAAAAUCUAGAUCCUCCUCGUAAGUAAUCACCAACUCACCAUGGGCAUAUAACAGCUUUUGCCAAACAAGUAGAAAACAAAGUCAAUUCCUUUCAUUUUAUAGCCAUUGUCCCUGGAAACCUGACAAAAAAAUUUAUGUAGACUGACCAGUUUGGGGAGUUCUUUGUUAGUUUGUCACAGAAGCAUGCCAGAGAUCGAUUAGAUAAUCCCUAAUGCCCUUUUGUGCUUCCAGUGCCAGGUCCUAUGAAGUAUGAUUGGAAGCCCCUAGACUAUAAUAAGUGGGGAUAUCAAAGUGGGCAUCCAUUGUGAGCGCUAAAAGUAACAGAAUUCUAAGUACUACAUAAAAGUUUUUAAGUUAUUUAAUUUGCAUAAAAAAAAACCAGACAUGAAAAAGAAGGGAAGAAGCAGGGCCAGAUUUAUUCAUGGACUAGAUGGUCACAUUCUUGAUUCUGGUAUACUCCCCCAAUAUCAAUCACCAGCGAUUAAUGUUCCAUUUGUCAAUGCCAGUAAAUAUCACUCUAGUAUCAUUUAACCAGUUGAUAGCUCUUCAAUAAGCAAUUAACAUCAAUUAGCUUUUUUAAAGUUUUUUUAUUCAUUUUGAACUUAAAUACAAAAAGACAAAAAAAAAUU
This is a messenger RNA of Vombatus ursinus (common wombat), 2191 nucleotides long. RefSeq names its product matrix metallopeptidase 7 (gene MMP7). Gene Ontology annotation, molecular function: zinc ion binding; metalloendopeptidase activity. The record is from RefSeq and is a predicted model, not a curated record. Gene Ontology annotation, biological process: proteolysis; extracellular matrix organization; collagen catabolic process. The coding region runs from base 1 to 876 and encodes 291 amino acids. Gene Ontology annotation, cellular component: extracellular matrix. The transcript has 6 exons. Lineage: Eukaryota; Metazoa; Chordata; Mammalia; Diprotodontia; Vombatidae.